This is a messenger RNA of Kwoniella botswanensis, 846 nucleotides long. RefSeq lists its product as uncharacterized. NCBI's taxonomy places the organism in Eukaryota, Fungi, Basidiomycota, Tremellomycetes, Tremellales, Cryptococcaceae. Bases 1 to 846 code for a protein of 281 amino acids. The record is from RefSeq and is a predicted model, not a curated record. The transcript is spliced from 6 exons.
AUGAAGGCAUCAUGGCUUUCGAUCCUUAUAGCCGCAAACUAUAUAAAGCAAGCCAGAGGAGUAAUUCCCAAUGCUAUUGAUUCUGCCAAUAUCGAAAUCAGAAACAUCCCUGAUGCUGACCUUGGCCAACCGUUUGAACCUGCCGCCACAUCCAGCUCCAACGGGUCCUUUCCUUGUUAUAAUGUCACUGAAACUGUUUCAACCUCAGAUCCGACCGUAUCGCAACCCACCACAGUGUUAUUGACGACCACUAUGUAUUCAACGGCAAUCGUGGAUGCAUAUUCUUCCGACACAACUUCUACUAUAUUCUCAACAACCACUGUACCUGCUCCGACCUUUGAAUACACAUCCUGGGAGACUGCUCCUCCCAUCACACCUGAACCAAGCUCCAAUUCUUCCACCUCCAUAUCAUCAAGCAGCUCUCCUACCUCAUCUUCUUCGGAACCGCCGAAAGAGGAAGAUUUCUUUGGAGUAUUGACAUACGAGUUAGGUCAAUUCGUCAUUAUGUAUGAUGUAACCGCCAAUGAGACACCUUAUAAAAGCACUUCGAGGGAUAACAAAAACCCAACGAAUUUUCCCGUAACACUGAUUGCGAACAAAUCCAAUUUCUCUCAAAGGAGAUUCGAGAUUUACAAACCUGUUGAUAACGGAUCAUGGGGACCUGAUUUAAAGGAUAGUAAAUGUACUAAAAGAAUCGAGUGCGAUAUUGAAUUUCAACCUGAUCCGGGGAAUCAGAAGAACCGUCCUGCGUUUGCGGUUUGGGAUGACGAGCCUUGGUUCAAGAAUAUCGAUCCAGAAAAUAAAUGUCAGGGGAGCUGCAAGUUUGUGGACUGUCAGGAAGGAUGA